Molecule: messenger RNA, 564 nt
Organism: Tremella mesenterica DSM 1558
Lineage: Eukaryota; Fungi; Basidiomycota; Tremellomycetes; Tremellales; Tremellaceae
Product: putative glutathione peroxidase
Exons: 6
Coding region: 1-564 (187 amino acids)
Biological process (GO): response to oxidative stress
Molecular function (GO): glutathione peroxidase activity
Source: RefSeq, a predicted model, not a curated record
AUGCCUUUGUUAUCUUCUUUAUCCAGUAUGGUAGGGUUCGAAAGUAUUUCCCCUGAAAUAAGGGCAAAGUCUUUCUACGAUCUUAAAGCUACUUUACCGGGAAAGAAAGAACUUGAUUUUAGUCAAUUCAAAGGCAAAGUCGUGCUUAUCAUCAAUACCGCUAGCAAAUGCGGUUUCACUCCUCAAUAUACAGAUCUGGAGUCGUUGUACAAGACUUAUCAUGAUCAAGGUUUAGAAGUAUUGGGAUUUCCAUGUGAUCAAUUCGCACAUCAAGAACCGUUGGAUGAUGAUGGUAUUGCUUCGUUUUGUCAAGUCAACCACGGAGUAACCUUCCCCCUCAUGGCCAAAUCCGAUGUGAAUGGUAAAAAUAUGAACGAAGUUUUUGCGUGGUUGAAAGCUAAAAUGCCCGGUGUGGCCGGGACGACCAAUAUCAAGUGGAACUUCACCAAAUUCCUCAUUGAUAGAAAAGGGAAUGUCAUCCAUCGUUAUUCACCCAAUACUAAGCCAGAGUCAUUCAAGGGUGAUAUCGAGAAACUUCUCUCGGAACCGGCACCUGAGGCUUGA